GCUUGAGGUUAGGGCGGGACUUCCGGUGCCCUCCUCAGGGCCCUCAGCGGGGCCAGUGCGGCGGUUUCAAUGAAUCAGAGCGCGGGGGCCGGACUGAGGAGGCAACGGAGAAUCGGCCAGCGGGUCCCAAGCUGGUAGAACCGCCCCGGUCCCGGUUCGGGGGCCUCGGAGCCUCCCCGCCCGCUGAGUCCGAUGGCGGAGGCCGCGCCCAGGCGCCCGGCUGAGGAUAUAAACUUUGAGGAUGUGGCCAUUGCCUUUUCUCAGGAGGAGUGGGGGCUCCUUGAUGCGGCUCAGAGACUUCUGUACUGCGAGGAGAUGCUGGAAGUGUUUGCACUUGUAGCCUCCGUGGGUUGUUGCCAUAAAACGGAUGACGAGGAGGCCUGUUCUGAGCAGAGUGUGUCUGUAGAAGGAGAGUCACAGGUCAGGGCAUCUGAGACAGCUCCAGCCGCUGAGAAAACACAUUCCUGUGAGCGUUGUGUCUUGGUCUUGAAAGAUAUUCUGCACCUGACUGAGGGCCAAGCAGCCUGCCUUGAGCAGCGAGCCUUCUUCAGUGACACAUACAUGAGAGGCUUCUGUCUCCCUGCACACGUUCACCAGCAGCAGAGGGAAGCCCGGAGAGAGAAGGCCGGGAAAGGGCUCAGGGCCUCAUUUAGGACCUGGUCCACCUCCGUAUCCAUGGUGCCUUUUCCCUGUAGGGAGUUCAGGGAGGACCUUCCAGCCAUUUCAGGAAGUUGCCAGCAUCAGGCUUCUCCUAACAGUGCAGAGCCACACAGUGGCGGUGAGAGUGGGCAAAGUCAUCACAAGUCAGGUGGAUGUGAAAAAGCCGCCCGCCACAGCCAGAAACUUGUUCGGCGUCAGAGUGUCUGCUCUGGAGAAGGGCUUGGUGACUGUAGCAAAUGUGGAACAGAUGUUAGACAAACGUCAAGCCUCAUUCAACAUAGGAGAGUUCACACUCAAGAAUGGCCUCGUGAGUGUAGUGAUUGUGGGAAGUCCUUCAGCCAAACCUCCGGACUCAUUCAACACCGCAGAAUUCACACUGGAGAAAAGCCCUAUGGGUGUAGUGAUGGUGGGAAGUCCUUUAGCCGAAGGUCUUUACUUAAACACCAGAGAGUCCACCUUGGAGAAAAGCCAUUUGAGUGUAGUUAUUGUGGAAAGUCCUUCAGACACAGAUCUAAACUCAUUGACCACCACAGAGGUCACACUGGUGAAAGGCCUUAUGAGUGUAGUAAGUGUGGGAAAUCUUUUAGGCGCAAAGAUCACCUCCUUAAGCAUGAGAGAUUUCACACCGGAGAAAAGCCUUACAAGUGCAGCGAAUGUGGGAAAACCUUUAGACGAAACUAUAACCUCCGUCAACAUAGGAAAGUUCACACUGGAGAAAAGUUAUAUGAGUGCCGUGACUGUGGGAAGUCUUUCAUCCAGAACUCUAGCCUCACUGAACACCAGAGAUGUCACACUGGAGAAAAGCCAUAUGAGUGCAGUGUGUGUGGGAAAUGCUUUGGACAACGCUGGAGUCUUAUUCAACACCGUCAAGUUCAUUCAGGAAAAAAUCCUUUUGAGUGUAGUGAAUGUGGGAAAUCUUUUAACCGCAAAUCCCAACUUAUCAGACACAAGACUGUUCACACUGGAGAAAAGCCAUAUGCAUGUUGUGUCUGUGGAGAUUCUUUUAGCCUAAGUUCUGCCCUCAUUCAACACCAGAAAGUUCACACUGGAGAAAAGCCAUAUGAGUGUAGUGAUUGUGGAAAGUCCUUCACUUGUAGCUCUAAGCUCAUUGAGCACCACAGAGGUCACACGGGUGAAAGGCCUUACGAGUGCAGGAAAUGUGGGCAAUCUUUUAGGCGCAAAGAUUACCUCCUGAACCAUGAGAGAGUUCACUCUGGAGAAAAGCCUUAUGAAUGCAGUGAAUGUGGGAAAACCUUUGGCAGAAAGUAUAACCUCUUCCAACAUAGGAAAGUUCACACAGGAGAAAAGCCAUAUGGCUGUAGUGACUGCGGGAAGUCAUUCAGCCUAAAAGGUAGCCUCACCGAACACCAGAGGUGUCAUACUGGAGAAAAGCCAUAUGAGUGCAGUGUGUGUGGGAAAUGCUUUAGACAGCGCAGCAGUCUUAGUCAACACCUUCGUGUUCAUUCUGGAAAAAAUCCGUUGAAGUGUAGUGAAUGUGGGAAAUCUUUUAACCUGAAAUCUCAACUUAUUAGACACAAGCGUGUUCACACUUUGGAAAAAUUGUAGGAGUGUAGUGAAUAUGGAAAAUCCUUAAGCCAAAAUUCUGCCCUCAUUCAACAACAGGAGUAUACAGUGGAGAAAAGUCACUACAAAUGAGUGUAGUUAUUGUGGGAAGUCCUUAAACCAAAGAUCUGCACUCACUCAAUAGGUCACACUGGAGAAAAGCUGAAUUAGUGUAGUGAUUGUUGGAAGGCUCUCAGAGCUCUAAACUAAGUGAACCCGGCAGUGGCUACACUGGAGAAAGGCCUUAUGACUGUAGUGAAUCCAAAGUUUUUUAGACAAAGUUCUAGUCUUUUCCAACACUACAGAGUUCACAGUAGAUAAAAGCCUUAUGAGUGAAGUGAAUGGGGGAACCAUUUUGGACAAUUUUUUUUGGUUAAUCCUCACCCAAGGAUAUUUUUUCCAUUGCUUUUCAGAGAGGGUGGAAGGCGAGGAAGGAGGGAGAGAGAGAGAAACAUCAGUGUGAAAGGGAAACAUCGACUGGUUGCCUCCUGCACAUACUCCCACUGGAUUGGUGGUGGGGAUGAAACCCAUGGCUCUUUAAUACGAAGACUGAUGAUCUAAUCACUGAGCAACACUGUAUGAGACUGGACAAUUUUCUAAAUUAUGGUUUUACAAAGGAAGUAGAAAGACACAUUGAUUUAUUAUCCACUUGUUUAUGCAUUCAUUAUAUGACCCCUUUAUGUGCCCAGAUUGAAAUCAAAAUCACAACUUUGGUGUAUCAAAAUAACAUUUUUAUCAACUGAACGAUGCAGUCAGGGCUGGACAAAUCUAAAGAAAAAAAAUAUAUAUGUUAUUGAUUUCAGAGAGGCAGAAACAUCAAUAAUGAGAGAAAAUCAUUGAUUGGCUGUGUUCUGCAUGCCCCACACGGAAUUGAGCCCAUAACCUGGGCAUGUGCCCCGACUUGGAAUCAAACCAUGACCUUCUGGUUCAUAGGUCAACGAUCAACCACUGAGUCCCGCCAGCCAGGCUCCAUUGAUUUUUUCAAAGUGUGUGGAAUGGAGGGGUAGAGACAGAGAAACAUCCAUGUGAGACGCAUACAUCAAUUGGCUGCCUCCGCAUGCGCCCUAACCAGGGCCUGCAACUGAGAUAUGUGCCCUUGACCGGAAAUGAACCUGACACCCUCCAGUCCACGGGCUGGACAAAUCUUUAACCUCAUUUGAUACAGGAAAGCUUACUCUGGAGAAAUGCUUUAUCAGCACAGUGACUGUGAGCAGAUUCUUUAAGACAAAGUUCCAACCUUAUUCAACAGCAGAGAGUUUGUUCUGGAGAAAGGCAUUAUGUAUGGGGUGGAUGAGAGAAAUCCUUUAGCCCUUCCUCUAGCCCGGUGGUUCUCAACCUUCCUAAUGCCGCGACCCUUUAAUACAGUUCCUCGUGUUGUGGUGACCCCCAAUUUCAUUGUUACAAGUUGAACAUAAUUAAAGCAUAGUGAUCAAUCACAAAAACAAUAUGGAAUUAUAUAUGUGUUUUCCAAUGGUCUUAGGCGACCCCUGUGAAGGGUCACUCGACCCCCAAAGGGGUCGCAACCCACAGGUUGAGAACCGCUGGUCUAGGAUUAGCAUCGCUGUUCUGUUAUCUGCACCCGUAGCAAUGCUUUCCUUCCACUGAUGCAGCUGUUCUCCUUCCCUUUCUCCUGAAUGCCCAUUGCCUCUGCCUCCCAAUGGGAACACUAUUUUGGCUUCUGCCUGAAUCAGUGCUUCCCAAGUAGCUAUUAUUGAUCCCAAAUAAAUGCUUGUACCUGGCUUUGAAAGGCCUGACCAGAAUCGAACCCACAACCUUUUGGCAGAGGGGAGGUUGCUCCAACUAACUGAGCCACCAGCCAAGGCCAAAGGGCCACUAGUUUUUGGGUUAACAAGAGGAAGCACUCCAGUUAGUCACUUGCUUCAGAGAGCCCCAACCUCCUGCCUCCUCCUUCCACUCCACAGCCCUGUCCGGAGACAAUUCUCUUACCCCUGACCCAACUGAAUCUCACAAAACUGCCUGAAAGCUCCCCUCUACACAUCGUUAAAAAAACAAGGAAAUCGGCCCUGCCAGAGUGGCUCAGUGGUUGAGCCUCAAUCUAUGAACCAGGAGAUCAAGGUUUGAUUCUGGGUCAGGGCACAGGC
This is a messenger RNA of Myotis myotis, 4325 nucleotides long. RefSeq names its product zinc finger protein 134-like. Bases 193 to 2226 code for a protein of 677 amino acids. The record is from RefSeq and is a predicted model, not a curated record. Gene Ontology annotation, molecular function: RNA polymerase II cis-regulatory region sequence-specific DNA binding; DNA-binding transcription activator activity, RNA polymerase II-specific. Gene Ontology annotation, biological process: regulation of transcription by RNA polymerase II. Gene Ontology annotation, cellular component: nucleus. The transcript is spliced from 3 exons. Lineage: Eukaryota; Metazoa; Chordata; Mammalia; Chiroptera; Vespertilionidae.